GGACUUUUUAUUUGUGUUUUGACUGUUUUGUGUUGUCGUUUGGCGGCGUGGUGCUAUUUGAAUAAUUUUAAUUUUUACGAAUUAAGUAAAAGUGAACAUUGUAUUUCUAGAAGUGACUGACACAAACCCAUUUUAUGUAUAAAAUGUCCGACGACGAUUUUAUGUGCGAUGACGAAGAAGAUUAUGGACUGGAAUAUUCAGAAGAUAGCAAUUCAGAACCAGAUGUUGAUUUGGAAAAUCAGUACUAUAACAGUAAGGCACUCAAAGAAGAAGAACCACUGGCAGCCUUAACAUCGUUUCAAAAAGUACUAGAUCUUGAGGGAGGAGAAAAGGGAGAAUGGGGCUUUAAAGCUCUUAAACAAAUGAUAAAGAUAAAUUUUCGUUUGUCUAAUUUUGAUGAGAUGAUGAUACGCUAUAAACAACUUCUAACAUACAUCAAGAGUGCUGUUACCAGAAAUCAUAGUGAGAAGUCUAUCAACUCCAUAUUGGAUUACAUCUCAACUUCAAGAAACAUGGAGUUAUUGCAGAAUUUUUAUGAAACAACAUUAGAAGCACUUAAAGAUGCAAAAAAUGACAGGCUUUGGUUCAAAACAAACACCAAAUUGGGAAAACUCUACUAUGAUAGAGGUGAUUUCAACAAGUUAGGUAAAAUACUUAAGCAAUUACACCAAUCAUGUCAAACUGAUGAUGGUGAAGAUGAUUUAAAAAAAGGCACCCAGUUAUUGGAAAUUUAUGCUUUGGAAAUUCAAAUGUACACCGCCCAAAAAAAUAACAAGAAAUUAAAAACCUUGUAUGAACAGUCUUUACAUAUAAAAUCAGCCAUUCCUCACCCUUUGAUCAUGGGCGUGAUCAGGGAAUGUGGCGGUAAAAUGCACCUAAGAGAAGGAGAAUUUGAAAAGGCACAUACCGACUUUUUCGAAGCUUUCAAAAAUUAUGACGAAUCUGGAAGUCCAAGGAGGACCACUUGCCUCAAGUAUUUAGUGUUAGCUAAUAUGUUAAUGAAGUCUGGAAUAAAUCCUUUCGAUUCUCAAGAAGCCAAACCAUACAAAAAUGAUCCCGAAAUUCUAGCUAUGACAAAUUUAGUGACAGCAUACCAAAAUAAUGAUAUAAACGAGUUUGAACAAAUUUUAAAGCAAAAUAGACAAAAUAUCAUGGAUGAUCCUUUCAUAAGAGAACAUAUUGAAGAUCUAUUAAGAAAUAUUAGAACCCAAGUACUAAUUAAACUCAUAAAGCCAUACACAAGAAUACAAAUUCCUUUCAUAUCAAAUGAGUUAAAUAUUGAUGUUCAAGAAGUAGAAAGUUUACUUGUUGCUUGUAUUUUAGAUGAAACUGUGCAAGGACGCAUUGAUCAAGUCAAUCAGGUCCUCUUCUUGGAUAGAACAACUAUAAAUACAGCUAGGUAUAACGCGUUAGAUAAAUGGGCCAACCAGUUAACAACUUUACAUGCCGCGAUCUCUAAUAAAAUGGCCUGAUACUGAGGCAUUGGAUCUAAUGAAGAGUUGGACGUGAUAGCGCUUAACGCCCCUGUAACUUUACUUAUGCUUGUUUUAAUUUUCAACAAUGUAGCAAAAAAUUGGAAAACUUUCCUAUAAUUGAUUUUUUUUUUGCGUGACUGUAUCAUCAUCAUAGCAAUAGUUACGCAAGAUUUAUUGUGCUGAUAUAUUAUACUUGUAUAGUUUGAGUAAAAAUUGUUUUGUCACA
Molecule: messenger RNA, 1701 nt
Organism: Ceutorhynchus assimilis (cabbage seed weevil)
Lineage: Eukaryota; Metazoa; Arthropoda; Insecta; Coleoptera; Curculionidae
Source: the annotation of a GenBank genome assembly